UCUUACCAAAAUUCAAGGUCAUGAAUUAGGACACAUCCCACUAAACAUAAUUAUAGUAAUGAAUGGGAAGUAUGUCUAAAUAAACUGAGUAUUGAAUGCCUACAUAUCUUUUAUGUUUUCGAUUUCAUUGAAUUUCUUCCUAUUAGGGAUUGAAGACCUUAAAAAAAUCAGUUGUCAAUGAUAUCAAUGAGCCUGGACUUUAAUUCACCGUGGGGAAUGGUUGUGUAUAAAGUUGAAAAGUGGUUGUAAUCCUUUCAUGGCGCGGAUAAGUACCUAAAAUCAUUUCAUCAAACAUAUUAAGGCCAGCCACAUCAUGUCUUUAUCCAAGUGCUAUAUCUCUACACCAGAAACAACAAACACUGCUCGACUGGCGAGACUUAUACUGGGUCCAUGUACUGAUGUGUUACGUGACGUUCUAAAGACAGAAGUGAAACCAUCUGAUUUGUCCAGAAAGGUUAAAGAAUUUACAGAUAAACUGCCACGUGGACAAAGAAAUCCACUCAAUAAAAUACAGUCAGAGAUUAUUUUCCCCAAAGCAACGAAUCAAUACAGUGGUGAUUAUUCAGACUUAGACAUAUCGUUAUUAUAUUUACUUCUACGCAAUGUGAGUAAGAUAGCACCACAUUCCAAAGGUUGGGGAGAGAUUCCGAAUCCCGCAGACAGAAGUGUUGCAGCCAACAUUGAAAGAAUUCGCCUCAUUAGGAAUCAGUAUUACGGACAUUCAGCUGAUCCGUCCCUGUCCGGCUCAGAAUUUAGACAGGAAUGGCGGAACAUCCGGGACAUUGUAGUGGAGCUAGAGCGACACCUUGGAGCAACCACGGUUUAUCAGGAUGCUGUCACCACGAUAAAAACCUGCUCCAUGGACCCAGAACAAGAGAAAAAAUACAUAGAUUUACUUGGAGAUAUCAGAGAACUUCAUACAACUGUGAAUAAUAUAUCGAAUAAAAUGCAGAUUAUUCAGGAUUCAGCGCUCCAAUAUGAUCCAAAAGUAGCAAGAAAGAUAGAAAUUACCCAGAAAAUGUUAAUAAAACAUAACGAAAAUAUGACACCAUUUUUUGUGAAAACUCGUGCGUAUAACAAGGCAAAGGAACUUUUAGAGGCUAAGAGGUACAUCAUUAUCAAGGGAAACCCUGGAACUGGAAAAACAACAAUAGCCAAGAUGUUAAUGAAAGAAUUGAUGGAGGAAGGCAAAUCAGCUCUUCAACUUCAAAAAUUCACAGAUCUGUAUGAAAGCGUAUCACCAGGUGAUGGUACAGUAGUAUUAAUUGAUAAUGUGUUUGGAGAAUUUUCUUUUUCCAGCGGUGAUAUUAAAGACUUGUCAGCAACAGCUGAAUUGGUAACAAUUUUAAUUGAAAAUGUAACAGAUUGCAAAUCAAACAAUUUGAUAUUUACAAUUAGAAAUGAUAUAUACAAUGAAUACGUAGGUAUGGUACACAAUGAUACUUUUUUUGUGUCGUCAAUGGUUGAUAUAUCAGAUAAAACAUAUGCUUUACAAGAGGCAGAAAUCCUCCAGUUAGCUGAUAAAUAUGAUUUAAAAAAUACCAUAGAAAAGCAGGAUCUUCUCCGCAAGGUUCACGAAAUGCCUAUAUGGAUAGGAUUUCCGCAAUGUUGUAAAUUAGCCAAAAGCAAUGCUGUUAUAAAACAAAAAAUAUCUGACUUUUUACUAGAUCCUAAGAUGUUUUUGAGAGAAUAUUUCAAAAUUCUUAUAAAAACCCAAACUUCAAAAUCAGCUGUUCUCGCCUAUCUUCUUCUAAGUG
Saccostrea cuccullata (small rock oyster) is the source of this 1757-nucleotide messenger RNA. RefSeq lists its product as uncharacterized. The record is from RefSeq and is a predicted model, not a curated record. The annotation marks the transcript as partial. Lineage: Eukaryota; Metazoa; Mollusca; Bivalvia; Ostreida; Ostreidae. The transcript is spliced from 5 exons.